UAAAUCAACAAAAAUACUCUGUGAGUACCAAAGACGGAUAAAGAGGUCUUCAAACUUGAACGAAAGACCGUGUGCUUAUACAAAAGGUGAGGCUCAUCACGUCCAAAACAGAAGUUGUUCUACAGGCAUCAUAAAUAAUGUGACUACCGUUUCAAAACCCAAGAAAACUACCAAAUCUGACUGUGUAGUUAGCGACAAAAACAACAAGGUUACUCCUAAACUGAACCGCUGCCUGGCUUGCGGCGACACGGCGAAAAACCCAACAGAGAAGAAGAAAAGUAAUGUCUUUAUUAGCAUGAACGGUGUAAAAAACUCUGGCGUACAACAAUACUUUCGAAACAAGAAUUUCCGACAAUCUUCGGCGUCUGUAUACGGUGCUGAAAGCCUAAAAGUCUCUAAUCUUAACACCAUAAAAGAAUCUGAGGAAAAUAUAGAAAGAACUGCUUCAGAUGUUUUUACCUCAGAGGAUGAUGAGGGUAAAACAGCAUCAGACAUAAAGGAGCUAAAAAAGUUUAGACAAGAUAACUAUUUUGAGUGCCACUCCGCGGCCGCCAAACUGAAAAACCUGGAAGAUCACAGGUGCGUUUAUAGAUUUUACCUCAACGAACGCCUAUUCCCUGUACCUAUAAGCGCUGACUACAAUAAUAUGAUACGCUGCACCGAAUGCCACCUACCUCUGGAGGGAGAUAAGCAUAUAAAUGGGACCAUACAAGCUAAGGUUAAAAUCAACGGACAGUUACAAGAUAUAAUGCUGAUGUUACCUGCGAGAAAGUCUCUCAUAAUACAGGAGAGAAGGAAGGAGAAGGUGGAAAGGAGAGAAGACGAUCCUCUAUACUUUGGUAUAGUCCGACUGGGCUACGGAGAUCCAGUGUUCAGGAGCUAUCCAAGUGACUCCCUUGCGCUGAGGUAUCAGAAGGGUUACCAGGAUCUCAUGAAUAGGAGGAAGUAUGAGUAUGAACGUGUUAAAGAAGAGGAGGUUCUAGUGAUAUGAAAGGCUUUAGGACUAGGGGACAA
Messenger RNA from Aricia agestis (brown argus), 1014 nucleotides. RefSeq lists its product as uncharacterized. The transcript has a single exon. The record is from RefSeq and is a predicted model, not a curated record. Bases 296 to 991 code for a protein of 231 amino acids. NCBI's taxonomy places the organism in Eukaryota, Metazoa, Arthropoda, Insecta, Lepidoptera, Lycaenidae.